AUGGAGGCGGGACCCCCGGCAGACCCACCCCCAAACUCCCCUCCACGCCCCCAAGCCGAGGUGGAGGAUGACUUCCAGUUCCUCCUCUGCGAGAGCUGCCGGCAAGAAUCCCCCAACCUCAAGCUCCUCACCUGCCUCCACACCCUGUGCCUGGAUUGCCUGAAGGAGAACAAGCCCAUCGGGCAGUGCCCCGUGUGCCAGGCAGCCAUCCCGCAGGCCAACGGCAUUCCAGACAUGGACAACCUGCUCUUCAUCAGCCUGCAGGCCAGGCUCAAGGUCUACAGGCAGAUCCAGGACAACGAGAGCCCCAGCUGUGGGCGCUGCAAGAAGGACCCAGCCGUGGUGUGGUGCUCCGAGUGCCAGGACUUCCUCUGCACCAAGUGCUUCGAGGACCACCAGUGGUUCCUGAAGAAGAUGAACCACGAAGCCAAGAGGCUGGAAGAUCUUCGGGCUGAGUCAGUUCAUUCCUUCCUGGAAAACACUAGGAAGUCCUCCAGUCUCUUUUGCUCCACGCCCGGUCACGCCAGCAAGGACUACAUCUCCAGGUGA
Molecule: messenger RNA, 549 nt
Organism: Chaetura pelagica (chimney swift)
Lineage: Eukaryota; Metazoa; Chordata; Aves; Apodiformes; Apodidae
Product: protein PML-like
Exons: 1
Coding region: 1-549 (182 amino acids)
Biological process (GO): PML body organization; positive regulation of DNA-templated transcription; intrinsic apoptotic signaling pathway in response to DNA damage
Cellular component (GO): nucleoplasm; chromatin; PML body
Molecular function (GO): ubiquitin-protein transferase activity; zinc ion binding
Source: RefSeq, a predicted model, not a curated record